CAGUCUGAACCCUAGAUAGAGAGAAGUGAAAGAAUGUCAAAGAGCAAGGACGACAUAACGUAUGCGACUUCGCAGGCGAGGCUUGAUGAAGACGAAGCUGUGAGGACUGCGUACAAGCAUGGGACUCCUCUUGAAGGAGGCAAGAUUGCCGAGUCGGAGCCUGUCGAUCUCUUCUCCAGUGCUCGUAACAUUCCCAAGGCUCAGCCUCAUGAUGAAGAUUCUAGCAAUGAUCGAUCCCAGAUGCAGCAGCAUAAACCCGAUCUCACGAAACGAGAAGGCGGCCCGGGAUCUGCUGCUGAUAGUGCUAAACUUCCCAAGAAAACUCCUCCUGCUCUUAGUACUAAGUAGAUAGAUGCAUGUUUAUUCCAAUUUUUUUUUCUUUUAUUUUCUCCUCAU
Pyrus x bretschneideri (Chinese white pear) is the source of this 396-nucleotide messenger RNA. Its product is annotated as SEED MATURATION PROTEIN 1. Bases 34 to 348 code for a protein of 104 amino acids. Gene Ontology annotation, biological process: seed dormancy process. The transcript has a single exon. NCBI's taxonomy places the organism in Eukaryota, Viridiplantae, Streptophyta, Magnoliopsida, Rosales, Rosaceae. The record is from RefSeq and is a predicted model, not a curated record.